Onychostoma macrolepis is the source of this 1021-nucleotide messenger RNA. RefSeq lists its product as uncharacterized. Gene Ontology annotation, cellular component: endoplasmic reticulum. The record is from RefSeq and is a predicted model, not a curated record. The transcript is spliced from 4 exons. The coding region runs from base 146 to 346 and encodes 66 amino acids. NCBI's taxonomy places the organism in Eukaryota, Metazoa, Chordata, Actinopteri, Cypriniformes, Cyprinidae. Gene Ontology annotation, biological process: endoplasmic reticulum unfolded protein response.
GCAAAUAUCGUGUUAACGUUAAAAAAAAGCUGGGCGGUCCGGGUGUCAGUCCAUUUGCGUUCUUCCGGUGUGGGCGGAGCUUAGAUUCUGAGUACGUAGCACUGAUCGGUGUGCUCACUUUUACAACCCACCAGCAUUUGUAACGAUGGUCGCCAAACAGAGGAUUCGUAUGGCCAACGAGAAACACAGCAAAAACAUCACCCAGAGAGGCAACGUCAAAUCAUCAUCGAGAAAUGUCAGUGAUGAUAAGGUUUCGGUGGGACCGUGGCUCUUGGCGCUCUUCAUCUUUGUUGUCUGCGGUUCAGCAAUAUUCCAGAUCAUUCAGAGCAUUCGAAUGGGCAUGUAAAGAGGACCAGUGAUGUCUCAAGUAUCCACUCCUUGCCAGUUCGAGGCUUUUUGCUGAUUUUCUUGAUUUAUCUUCUGAGGUGCAACAAUCCUGUCAUUCCUCUCUGGUGCCUUCUUAAUGAAGAAAAAUCAAAAAGCCAUAAAAUUGCAUUCCGAUCAAUUGUAAUGUUAUUUUCUGUCAAUCUACCUUGAUGUAAUGUAAAAAUCUUGAUAUGUCACAGCAGCGAUGUGAUUUUUGUAAUUCCUGAUUUCUCGUUCAUUCCUGAAAUAGUUGUGCAGAAAUGAUUUAAUGUCUUUUUGUUUGCUUUUUUGGACCCCCAAAACAGCCAUUUUGUAGUUUGCACAGGAUAAAGUAUUAUGAAUGAAAAGCCAGUCAGCAAAUCUAAAUCACAAAUGGAAAAAAUGUUUCUUGUCACACAUUGUAUAACUUUUCUUUUAAUUGUUUUCUUUGUAAUUUAAUAGCUGCCUCCUUCCUUCUUGAAUAUGGAACUUAACCUGAAUAAUUUAGUUCUCUGGCACAUAUUCUUGUCGUUGUGGUACUGUUUACCAUAAUAGAAUGAGGCUUAGCAACUCAGCUUUUUCACAACUGAUGAUGUUAUAUACUGUAUGCUAUGAUGGAGUGAAGAGGAAGAGGAAGAGGAAAAGAGCUGGACUAAAAUAAAAUGUUUAUAAAUGA